AUGUACUCUUUGGAUGUCACCUCUCUAUACACAAAGGUGCCACUUGAUGAAACAAUACAGAUUAUUCUAGACAGCCGAUUAUAUUAUCUCCCUGAUCCUCCGCAAUUACCUCGUUCUGCUUUGCAGAAUCUCUUAGGGUUUGCCACUAAGAAGAGCCAUUUUAUAUUUGAUGGCCAAUACAUCGAUCAGAUUGAUGGUGUAGCCAAGGGUUCACCUUUAGGCCCAGUUUUGGCCAACAUUUUCAUGUGCCACUUUGACGAAAAAUUUUUGAUGAACAGCAGAUUCUCUCCUUCACUUUGGUUCAGAUAUGUAGAUGACACCUUCAUCAUGUGUGACAGCAAAGAUAAUGCUAAUGAGUUUUUAAGUUUUCUAUCAAAUAGUCGACAUGAUAGCAUCAAAUUUACCAUUGAAUUUGAAGAAGACAAUAAGAUUCAAUUUUUAGACAUCCUUUUUAAACGCUGCCCUGACAACACUUUCUCCACAUCUGUCUACUGGAAGAAGGCAUUCACAGGCCUCUACAGUAAGUGGGAUUCAUUCACACUUCGUAAGUACACAAUCGACCUCAUCCGCACAGUCACCUAUCGAUGCUUCCGAAUCUGCUCUUCACCAUCUUUGUUGCAAGUCGCUAUUAAAUAG
Molecule: messenger RNA, 636 nt
Organism: Orbicella faveolata
Lineage: Eukaryota; Metazoa; Cnidaria; Anthozoa; Scleractinia; Merulinidae
Source: RefSeq, a predicted model, not a curated record